AAUGCUGGCGACGAUGUAGAUGCGCCCUUAAAAUUGACCACAGACUUGAACGUCGCACUGCAGGAGAGUCCAAACGGUGCCGGUUGGGGUGCAUCCAGCUGUGGUUCGAUGAUUUCGUGCGUGGCGCUUUGCGAAUUCGACAGCCAUCCGGAUUAUGUGUUCACCAACGCCCUGAACUCGCUAAUCGAGAUACGCAAGCCUGAGUUGGUGCGCGUGCGCUACUUGCUUUUCUAUGGUAGCCGUUUCCCAGACGAUGACGAGCCGGAGGAAAAACGCGUUUCCAGUUGGCUAGGACGUAAUAAAUAUCCGCUCUCGCUGGCUUGCUAUAUGCUACUGCUGGCUUCGAUUGGUAUGGCCAACAGCGGCAGUGGACAGUACUGGAAGCAGAUUGUGAGCAAGAAGGCACAUAUAUUUUUCGACUUUUGCCGGCGCAUUUUCACAAUGGACUAG
Rhagoletis zephyria (snowberry fruit fly) is the source of this 450-nucleotide messenger RNA. Its product is annotated as mono [ADP-ribose] polymerase PARP16-like. Lineage: Eukaryota; Metazoa; Arthropoda; Insecta; Diptera; Tephritidae. The record is from RefSeq and is a predicted model, not a curated record.